AUCACUCGCGAGUCGCGUUACGCAUCUCUGGGUUUCAGUAAUUCAACAGUCACAACUCACUGUGAGCAUUCUAUUACGAAAAGUGUGGUAUUAGGUUUUUUUUUUCAUUGCCUAGACUGUCAAGUGAAUCAAGUGUGAGCAUUAACUUAUUCCUUUAUCACUCAGUGAAAAUAACUGUGUACCAAACAGUUUGAUCGAACUUUGAAAUGCCCCUACGAGGUUCUAGUUUUCGCGGCUUCCCGUUGGAUGAAGAGGAGGGCGGCGUGUGGAGCUCACUCGCGUCCCGGCACCCCGACAUCGCGGCGCGCCUGAGACAACGCCCCGCCACCUGGGCUCGCAAGCGGAGGCCUUCUAGCCAGGACGCUACAGACGAUUUUGGUGAUAGCUUCGAGGGUUUUGACAGAUUUCCCUUUGACGACAUACCACCAGAAUUCAGAGAGCACUUCCCGUCGCAUUGGAACCGACGGUUCAGUUCGCGGGAGGAACCGCAACCUACGUCUCCGCAACCGCAAUCGCCCCCGCAGCAAACAGCCGCCACACAAACUGAAGACCCGGGUCCAUCCCAGGACGAACAUACUUCUAUACCACAGUACGGAUUGAGAAACACAGUUGAUCUUGGUCAUAAAAGUCCAGCAGAUCCGAGUUUAGUUGAUGGUGAAGACAGAUCCCAACGGUCUGCGUCAGCGCCUCCAGAUAAUCGUUCCGACAAUCACACAAGGAUGAGUGGUCAAAGUCCUCAGGAACAUCAUCCGCCACAACAGGAGCAUGGUUCCAACGUACGACAUAUACCAAUCUUCGUUGAGGGACGAGAUGAACCAGUCAUAAAUAAGAAUGUAGAUAAUAGCUUCAGAGAGACAAAACCGAGCUAUGCUCCUCCUCCGCCGCAGCCGCAUAUAGAUAGAGAUCAGUAUUUUACUGACGACACUCCACAUGGAUUCCAUCAGCCACCAAACUUUUCUAGAUCCUUUGGAACACCGUUCAACAAGGGCUUCAGGCAAGGAGCAUCUCAACCUUUUACUCAGCAGAAGAUGUACCCACAGAAUGCAUUCGCACGUGGAGCUUCACCACAACGUUCGCAAUCACCUAAACCGCAGCCACACCCGGAAGAGCAUUAUGUUAAAGUUCCAGUGUAUCAUGAACAGACUGCUUCAACUCCGUCCAGACCACAACAAAAGCAACCGUCGCCACAAAAGCAGACACCGCCGCCCGCGCCGGAGCAACAAGCCCCGCCACAGCCACAUACUCCUCCGCAACCCAAAUCAGAGCCUACUGGUAACGAUCCUAUCAAACAAAUUCUCAAUAUUCAGACAGAUGUUCUUAAUCUAAUGACAGAUGUGGAAAAUUUUAAUGGUUCAAAAAAAGACAAACAAUAUUUAUACUUAGAUGAGAUGCUGACAAGAAAUCUCAUCAAGUUAGAUAAUAUUGAAACGGAGGGCAAAGAAAAUAUUAGGCAGGCUAGAAAGGAAGCCAUUAAAUGUAUUGAGAAAUGUAUAGCUGUAUUAGAAGCCAUAGCUGAAAAGGGAAACGCAACUCAAAAGCAGCAUGAUGUUGAGAUGCAAGCACAGGAAACCGAAAAGCACUCUGAACAGGAGGAAACUGUCCAGAAUGGUGAUGUAGAAAUGAAAGAACCUACUACUGAAGAAGUUAAACCUGCACCUCAAACUGAACAAGCGGCACCACAGCCUACAGAGAAAAUCGAAGAGUCCACCUCAUCUGACGCCACUCAAAUUGACGCUCAAAGCAAACCUCAGCAAACUGAACAAAUGAAUGAAAAUAUAAUAAAUAAAACUGAAUUAGUUGAACAGCCACAGAGCGAAGCUGAGAUUAAAACUGGAAGCAACAAAGCCGAUUCAGAUAACACAACAGAAACUCAACAAUUGCAAGUCGAUACGAGGACGGAAGAUUCGAAAACCGAAAUAGAGACUAAAGAACCCAAAGAGAAAGAUAAGAAAACUCUUAAGAAGAGCGUAAAAGUUACGAAGAAACGAGAUAAAAGUAAAGACAAGAAGGACACAAACGAAAAUGUGACUGAAAAACAGUCUAAAGAUAAUGUAGAGGGACAAAGUAAUAAGGAGGGUGGAAAUAAAGUAGAACCAAUGCAGGUGGACGGUAAGGGCGAGCCUCAAGCGAUGGAAUUGGACGCUGCGGGCGGCACUAGUCAAUAGAGUUAUUUGCUUUAGUGAAUUGUUGUAGAUAUACAAAUCGCACGGGGCCUAAAUAUAUCGCCUGUUAUUUCAUGCCUAACCACCAGUGUUGCCAGUUUAUUAUUGUUUGUAUUUUUUCAUUAGUUAUCAUUUGCGUCGCAAUUAUCCGCUACGAUAAAUAUAUCUAUUACAUAUUUACCUUUUUUUUGUCCUCCUAUUUAAUAAAUUAUUAUUCAUCGUUUCGUGAUAACAUUUUUUCAAUAAAUUUUAAAUUUACAAA
Leptidea sinapis is the source of this 2424-nucleotide messenger RNA. It is a transcript of the gene stv, whose product is annotated as BAG domain-containing protein Samui. Gene Ontology annotation, cellular component: cytosol; membrane; cytoplasm. The transcript is spliced from 3 exons. Gene Ontology annotation, molecular function: protein-folding chaperone binding; adenyl-nucleotide exchange factor activity. The record is from RefSeq and is a predicted model, not a curated record. Bases 207 to 2165 code for a protein of 652 amino acids. Gene Ontology annotation, biological process: protein stabilization. Lineage: Eukaryota; Metazoa; Arthropoda; Insecta; Lepidoptera; Pieridae.